Drosophila mauritiana is the source of this 2275-nucleotide messenger RNA. RefSeq lists its product as uncharacterized. The record is from RefSeq and is a predicted model, not a curated record. Lineage: Eukaryota; Metazoa; Arthropoda; Insecta; Diptera; Drosophilidae. The coding region runs from base 158 to 1936 and encodes 592 amino acids. The transcript is spliced from 2 exons.
UCACACUAGCGCGUUGGUUCUAAUUUGUUUGUAUCGGCGUCGGUUGAAUUGAAUUCAUUUAUUUUGUCGCAAAGUAAUUGCUGUUUAUGUAUUAGUUGUGCUGCUAGAACUGGAGCGCUACAAGAGAUCGUGCAACGCAUCGAAGGAAAUCUAAUCAAUGUUAAGCAAAAUGGCUAGCAACUCAAGCGGCGGGGGAGGUAGCACUGCAAGCACUGGAUCGGGACGUCGUCUGCCACUCUCGCUGAGUGGCGGCUCCACCGUCACGCGCUUGCAGCAAUCUUCUGGCAGCAACAGCCGCUCAAAUAGCCCCCAGAAUGGCAACAAAAAGAUCACCGAGUCAUUUUUGCCGGUAAAAAAGAGCAACCACCCGCGGUCCGCUUCUUCAGGAUCGACCUCUUCGUCCGGAUCCAGCCAGAACGGCGUAAGCAAGUCCGCAAAUGGCAAAGAUAAGGCUCAGAAUGGCAGCUCAACAGGCAAAGACCAGAAGGUAGAGAAAUCUAAAGAUAAGUUGCCGGAAAAGAAGGCAAAGGAAGUGGAUGCCGAGAAUAAGGAUAAGGAUGGCGCUGCCGAGAAGACAGAUGUGGAGGUUGUGGUCGAAAAUAAGCAAAUGGAGGUGGUAGCCGAAAAUAGGCAAGAGGAGGUGUUAUCCGAAAAUAAGGAUGUGCUAUCCGAAAAUAAGCAAAAGGCGGUGUUAUCCGAAAAUAUGGAUGUGGUAUCUGAAAAUAAGGAAGUGGUAUCCGAAAAUAAGGAAGUGGUAUCCGUAAAUAAGGAGGUAGCUGAAGUCCCCUCCGACAAAGACAACAACGGAGAGAUUAAAAAGGAAGCUGCUACCGUUGAGAGUACUGUUUCUGUUUCUCAAACGACUGCGGAUGCUGCGGUCAUCGACGAUGACGUAGUGUUUAUUCCUGAUCUCAGCACUCCUACUAAGGAUCGCAAGUCUACACGCAAGUCGGGCAGCCAACAAACGUCACCCAUCAGCAAGGCAAGCAACGCUUCGCCUGCCCAGAGGAUGAAAACCGAAUCAGUUUCUUCAUCGUCUUUGAACUCUUUGGCUCCACAAGAAGAUGUCGAUAUGGAAUCACUACAAGUGGAUGCCUCUCCCAUUCGCAGCGUCCACGGCAAUUCGAAUGCCUUGCCGACGGCUACAUCUACGCCCGGACGGAGUCUCUUCAGUUUCCGCGGUAGUAACAAGCAAAGCACCGAGGUAGAGCUGGCUGCCCAGACUUCCAGCUCGCCGGUAGGAACUCCGGCUCGCACUUUCGCCCAGAUCAGCGGCAGGCGUAGCAUACGACCCGUCGACUCGCUGACGCCCUCGAAAAUAGGCACCUACAGGUGUGGGAACAGCGAUCUGGACACCUCGAACUGCACGAACGCAAGCAUGAAUGCCACAGUCGGAUCAGAGAUCCCCAACAGCUCGUCAUUUUCGUUUUCAUUCUUCGGCCGUGGCCGCAAGCGUGAGCGCACUCCCCCACCACUGGCGGCCUCUCAGUCGACCAGUGACCUGGGCCACGACGUGGAUAUGUCGUCGCCGCCAAAGCGAGCCCGCUUCGACUUGUUUAGCCUGAAUUUGGCUUCUCCCUUCAGCUUGCUGCGCUCGAGAUUCUCCAAGGCAACCAUCGGUACUCCGACCCGUCUGCGUCUGGAGCCGAACAGUUCCGGCGUGGAGGAGCAACAUCUGAACACAUCUUCGGCUGGCAUGCCAGAAGAGGUUGAAGUGGAGGAGGAACAACCCGCCGAAGACGUGACCGUUGGCCAGGAGGCCGGCGCGGAUGAAAGCCCCGCCAAGAAGGAUGUCGAGGAUAAGAACGUCGAUGGCCAGGAUGGCGACAAGGAGUCCAGCGAUGGGGAAAACAUUGCUCCUGUUGAAGAGGUGGCCGAUGCUGCUGAUGUAGCCGGGGUAGUAGCCGAGGGCCGAUCCAUCUGCUCAAUUAUGUAAUACAAUAGGCCAGACCACACGAUACCCUUCCCUUAGUUGAUAAGAUUAUGUCUUAGCAUAUCUGUUCCACCCUCUUUGCUAAUUUGUGUUCUGACGUUACAUGUUAAGAGAAAGUUUUAAGCCAGGAAAAACAUCUAUCUGGCACAGAUUCCUUGCUGGUUGGCUCCUCGCGAACUUCCGGGUCCAGACAACCACCGACGAAUCUGAUGAUCUGUACCCAGGCAAAAGUGGGUACCAACCGUAGAAAACCCAUACGUGUAGGAAUUUUAUAUAAAACACAUAUUCGUGAAAGUCUGUCAUCUUUUCGCCGAGUUCAUAUAUUGUUUCGCAAUAUCAAAA